UAUUUUCCACGAAAAUGGGAAUACUCGGGCCGCCCACGUUCUUCGAAUUUGGAUAAAAUUGGGGGGAGCGCUUGUCGGGAGAUUAUUCCUGAACAAUCGCCGUGCACGUUCAGAGGUUUAAAGCAGAAAUAACAGACAACAUGAGCAUCAGAGCAAAGGACGCAACCAAUACUCUACUGAAAGUGACUCGCUAUGCAAAGACUGGGCUCCAAAACACCAGGAAGAACUCCAGCAAAGCAGGGGAGCAAUCAACAACACCUGGGAGACGCUAUGCACAUCAAAACAUUGCCGUUUCAGAAGCAAGUCUUCCUGCAACCAGCGUCACGACCUGGAUUUCCCACCUCGCCGCUGACACAACGCGGGCCGACCUCUCUGACACCGUCGUCCACCGUUCUCAGCGCAUGAUGUUGGACACCCUGGGGGUGGGGAUCCUUGGUUUCAAGACCGACAUCACCCAGACGGUCAUGAGAUGUUCCCUGAACACAGGAGCCAUGGAUGGAGUUGGCCCAUCCGCAUCUACUAUCUGGGGCUCCAAAGGGCAGAAGGCUUCUCCUGCCAUGGCGGCUUUUCUCAACGGCAUCAACGUUCACUCGAUGGACUUUGACGACACAUGGUACCCAGCAACGCACCCUAGCGGCCCGGUUCUGCCAGCGAUUCUCGCCCUUGCUGAGACGAUGACCGGAAGUUACCAGCCUACCACUGAAGAUCUUCUUGUGGCAUACAAUGUUGGGAUAGAGGUGCAGGGUCUUCUGCUCAGAUGUUCAGAGAUCGCUAAGGAGAUCCCUUGUAGGUUUCAUCCUCCUGCCGUCGUUGGGGUGAUGGGCAGUGCCGCUGCCUCAGCUCGACUCUUGGGUUUGGGACCGCACAAAUCUCGCCACGCCCUUGCCAUCGCUGCAUCUUUCGCAGGAGCUCCCAUGGCUAACGCCGGAACGACAACGAAACCCCUCCAUGCCGGGAAGGCUGCCCGCUUCGGCCUGGAAGCAGCGCUUCUGGCGGACCAUGGACUGGAAGGUAACCACGACAUCCUUGACAUAGCUUCUGGCUACGGGGCCUUCUACGACGACUACGAUCCAGAGGAGUUCCUUUUCGCACAUUCCAAUAACGAGGACUUCAUCCUCCAUAAUCAAGACAUAGCCAUUAAGCGAUUCCCCGCUCAUCUGGGAAUGCACUGGGCGAUCGACGCCACAAUGGGUGCAAGAGAUCAGAUUUGUCACACUGCCAGAAGAAUAGUUCCAGAAGAAGUAUCCGAGGUACACAUCAUGGCUCCAAAGUCGAAAUACAUCAACAGGCCACUUCCUUCAACCGAGCAUGAAGCCCGCCACUCCUUCCAGUUCAACGUGUGCACGGCUCUGUUAGAUGGCCAGGUAACACCAGAUUCCUUCACCCACAGCUACAGACGGCGCGCUCCACUCAACCAGCUGCUGUCCAAAACACGCGUCAGUUGCCCCGAGGACAACAUCCCCACCUUCAACGACAUGUACGUGGAGGUCCAUGUGACGAUGAAAGACGGGAGUCACGUCAAAAGCCGCUGUGACACCCCCUACGGUCACUGGAGGAACCCUCUGACUGAGGAGGACCUUGAGGGAAAGUUCCUGGCCAACACGAAAGACAUGUCCUAUCAGUCUCAGAUCCAACUCAUCAAUACCACCAAGAACAUGUCUGAAAGAAAACCAAUGACAGAGUUCCUGGAAGCUCUCAGAGACUAGCGCUAUGAAGACUUUGAUGAGGGACUAACAAUGCAAAAACAUUCAUUCAUUGGAACCGAGGUAGAUUAAUCGCUUUAAAACUUAAUUAAUUUUCACGACCGAAUAUUUCAGAAUCCAGAGAAAAUGCAUCUGGUGCUAUUAACUGCUAAAGAGUGAGUAUGUUUUUAUGCCGCUUUUAGCAAUAUCCCUGCAAUAUAACGGUAUCAUACGUAUAUGUUUUAUCACCACCAUUGUCAUUCUGUUUUUCUGUUGACGGAUUUUGAGGACCUUUGUCAAUGUUUGGCGGAUCCAAGGAGAAACCUUCACCAGUGUAGCUUCUACAAACGCUCAGCAUCCUUUAAUUCUCGACAACUUCAUUACAGUCCUAUUUUGUACAUAUAUUUGAUGGUUUUAAACACACACCACUUAUCUCCACAUAACUUGAUGUGUAAAGAAAAGGACGUUUCCUAGUUCAUUAUAUAUUUAUUCUUUAUUGCGUAUAUUUAUCGAAGCCCGAUUUUCAUGUGUAAACCAGGACUUGAUUUGUUUGAGUUGCAUUCUAAAAGCUGGUGGUACAGAGAUGACAAAACUUUAUGUGGAUGAUCAACUUCUUUAUAUUGACUAUUGCCAUUGUCAAAAUAAAGAAGUUGAUCAUCCAUAAAGUUUUGUCAUCUCUGUACCAGGACUAUUUUAACACAACUAUCACUAGGUUACAAGCUGUUUCUGCAUCUAGUUUUUCAUAAUUUAACACCAUGUAGCAUCAUGUACAGAAACAUGACCUAUAUUCCAAUUUACCUUCAAUUCUAGUCUAUGUAUGUGGAUGUUACACGGCUAUAUAUGUACAUAUACGUUAGUUUGUGUGUAUGGAUGUUCUGUGCUUGUAAACAUGUGUUGUUAUUUGUCUGAUACAUAGCAGACAUUAUUUGUUAAUCAAAUGUAUAUACUUAUAUCUGUUUGUAAUGGAGUAUAACAAAACAAAAUAAUUUUCUAAAAAACGAUAUGAAUUUUUA
Molecule: messenger RNA, 2695 nt
Organism: Haliotis rubra (blacklip abalone)
Lineage: Eukaryota; Metazoa; Mollusca; Gastropoda; Lepetellida; Haliotidae
Product: cis-aconitate decarboxylase-like
Exons: 4
Coding region: 141-1706 (521 amino acids)
Molecular function (GO): lyase activity
Source: RefSeq, a predicted model, not a curated record